AUGGAGCCGGCUGAGGGCUGGGACCCGUACGGGCGGCCGGCCCGGCGCACGCAGUGGCUGGUGAGCGCCCUCGCCUACCACUACGGGCUGGACCGCGGCGUGGAGAACGAGAUCGUGGUGCUGGCCACCGGGCUGGACCAGUACCUGCAGGAGAUCUUCCACCACCUGGACUGCGCCGGGGCCGGCCGCAUCCCCGGCGAGGAUUUCCGCACGCUGUGCCAGGUGCUGGGGCUGGAGGAGGCGGCGGAGCCCGAGGAGUGCGCGGGGCUGUGGGACGGGCUGGCGGCCGGGCUCACCUUCCGGCAGUUCCACGCGCGGCUCUGCGGGCUCUUCAGCACCCGUGCGGGCGGGGCCGAGCCGCGCCUGCCGCUCGGCCGGGACAGCGAGCACAUCGAGACCCAGAUCCGGCUGCGCAGCCCCCGCCGCCGCCGCCGCGGGCACCCCCCGGCCGGGCGGGCGGCUCUGGAGCGGCGGCCGGCGGGGCCCUGCUCCCCCGAGUGCUACGAGGAGAUCGUGGCGCUGGAGCAGGCCGAGGACCGCAUCGCCAAGCUGGAGGAGGAGAACGGCAGCCUGCGGGAGCUGGUGGAGGACAUGCGGGCCGCCCUGCAGAGCAGCGAUGCGCGCUGCCUGGCGCUGCAGGUGGGGCUGCGGAAGAGCCAUGCCAACCACAGGGAAGAGGGGACCUGUUCCAUCGGGAGUAAGGGACCAUUCACACAGAACCACUCCCAGAGCAAGUGCCUGCAAAGCGUCCUGAAGGAAAUGGAGCUCAUCCGGAGCUCCAGGGAUGGGCAAAUCGAAGAAGCAAUCAGGUUCAACCAGGAGCUGGAGAGGGAGCUGAAGAGCUCCCAGGAAGCCCUGGCCAGCCUGGAGGACUGCAACCGUAACCUGAAGAGGGAGCAGGCAGAAAUGAGGAGGAAGGUGGAGGAGGCGAGACACGCCGUCCUGAACAGCCUUGGCAAGGUGAGGGAGCUGGAGGUGAAAGCCAACGAGGUGCCACGUCUGCAAACACACAUCCAGCAGCUGGAAUCGGAACUGCAGCACUACAGGUCGGGGAUGCAGAGGGUGCAGGUGCCCGCAGGGAGGGGGCCGGAGCAGGAGCAGCAGCAGCAGCAGGAGGAGGAGGAGCUGCAGGUGCAGGUGCUGUGUCCUUGGAGUGAGGCAGAACAUCCUUCACCUGAGAGUCUCCCACCCCUGGAGCCCUCCCUGCCUCUGCUCAACAAGCUCCAGGUGCACAACACUUCAGAGGAUCAGCUGUUCCGCUCCGUGGAGGGCCAGGCUGCCUCUGAUGAGGAGGAGGAGGAGAAGUGGGCAGGAGACCAAGCCUCCCAGCGGGGCCACGGGAAGAAAACGCUGGCCAAGCUGCCUUGCUGCAGCAGUGGGUGUGAUGGAAAGAGCUGGAAGAAGCUGAUGUCUUACCUGGAGAGCAGCAGCAGUGCUGGCUGUGAGGCAGCCCCUGCAGAGCCCCCCGAGGGGCUCCCUCAGCUCCCAGGGCAGGAGGAGCCCGGGGACCACGGGGGGAAAAACCUGGAACCACACAUGGAAGAGGUGGAAGUCCCAGUGCUGGGGGAGCUGCAGCAGAAGGUGGAGGAGGCCGAGCUGUUGAAGAUGGAGCUGCAGAUGCUGGAGACGGAGAGAGUGAGGCUGUCGCUGGUGGAAGAAAAGCUCCUGGAUGUUUUACAGCUUCUUCAACAACUCCGAGACUUGAACAUCUCCAAGAGAGCCCUGGGGAAAAUCUUGCUGAGCACUUUGGAAUCCUGCCGUGCCCCCCAGCCUGGCAAAGCCCACCUGUUUGAAGUCCUGGAUACCCUCCAGCAGGAGCUGGCAGGCUGUGAACUCCUCCACCAGGAGCCCCUGGAGCAGGGGCAGAGCCCCCAGGCCCUGUCCAACCCCCUGGUGAUCUCGUGCUGAGCCGCAGCACCAGCGACUGCACGGCCCAGCAUCGCCCCGGGCAUCGCACAGGGGUGGGCACAGCGCCCGGCUCAGCCACCCCCACGCUGCCCAAGAGCACCCGAGGGGUCCAGCCCUGCCAUCCGAGCUGUGGUGCCCCGGGAAGGGCAGUGGUUCCUCUGGAAGGGCAGCAGUUCCUCUGGAAGGGCAGCAGUUCCUCUGGAAGGGCAGUGGUUCCUCUGGGAAGGGCAGCAGUUCCUUGGCUGGUCCCCAGCCCUGUCUUGGGGAGGGGUCUGUGCCUGUCUCCCUGGAACCUCCCCAUCCCUGGAGGUGGCUCUGGGACUGUCCUGGUUGGCUCUGGGACUGUCCUGGUUCACCACAUGAAACUGUUCCAGCCACACUCACCUGCCCACUGAGCUCUGCAGCCCUGUGAGCUGGGCACAGUGUUUAGCUCUGGUGCCAGCCUGUGUUAUCCCUGGCGAGGAAACAGCUUCCUGGAUGCACAGCUGACAGUGACUGUGGGACAAACACUCACAGCUGUGUGUGCCAGCAGGGCAGCUUUUAGAGGCUUUGUAUUUCUGAUUCAAUUAUUCACCUUAUUUAACUCUGAAGUUCGAUUUGUUAUUGCUCUGCUGAAUUUUGUAUUUGCAAUUACAGAGAUGCCUUAGAAAUCUGCAAGAGUCUCUCCUGACAGCAGUCAGACUUUACAUAAAAAGUCAAAUUUAACUGCUUGAAAAACGUCCAAAGCAAUCUUGUUCCCAGUCUCUCAGGGAAAGGAAGGGUUGGAAAAUUCCCUGUGCAAAGCUGUUGUUGUCAAGUUGGCAAACGACACGUGCAGGGCACAACUUGGUUCUCAAGUUUAAUUUCUCUCAAUGACACUGAACAGACACAAAGCCAGACCCCACCAGCAGGAGAAUUGGUGUCAAAAGCUGGGCCUAAUCAUAGUGCCACACGACAUUUUAACCAGCAAUAAAACAAUUCCUGGGGACAAAGGUACAAAAAUAGGUUGUUUCCAAGAUGCUUUCAAUGUUUCGUUCAGCUGGCAAACACAGAAAUUAAAGCAGCAGAGUUCCUAAAUGAUCCCACUGAAUUUAUGUUAUUAAAGGAUACACUGUAGAUCGUUUAGGAAUGUGGAAUGAUUUGCCUGAGAGAAUGCCACCCAGGAAAUAAGACCAUUCAACUGUGCCUGUAUGAUUUUCUCCCAUGAAAAUGGUUUUACACAUCAAAAAGGUCCACAAUGCAAUCUGGGGAAUAAGAAGAUUUUUCUUUCUCUUCAGAAUACGCUGUGUAGUUCACACAACUCCAUUAAAAACUGUGCUACAUCAGAGCCCUGUUGGUAACCAAAAUUUGCAUUAUUUUCAUUUCACAGGAGAAAAAAAAAAAAGAUGUUUUGCAAACAAUGAAACAAACUCUGUUCAAUGGUUUUUUACCCGGUUGGGUGUUUUUGGUUUGGGUUUUUUUUUUUAGUUUACCAGAGGAAGAAUUUAAGAAUAGAUACAUGUUGUUAAUGUACAUUUCUCAUGAAGGUAAAUUAGACAGGACAUAGAUAAGUAUAGCAAUAUUCACAUCAUACCAGAGCAUCAUUUUUACUUGGUAUAGAGUGAAGUACAUGCUCAUGUUGUGCACUACAAACAGGUACCAACUGAGAGGAGCAGAAGUGAACUCCCUGCUUGGGUUCAUUGUCUGAAAAAAACAAGAAGUGUCACUUUGUGUUCUGUGCAGGUCUCAGCCUUUCCCAGGAAUGUUGUGAGAGUCCAGAGAGAGAAGGUGCCAGGAGAUCCUGACCUCAGCAGGGUCUGUGGGUGCAGAUGAGCCAGCUCAGGAGCAGGAUUUCAGUGGCUGUGGAUACUCCUGUGCUGCAGGUGCUGCCACCCCUGGAACCUGCAGUGUUCCCUGGAUCCACACCUGGAGAUUGCUGUGCUCAUUGUACACUUUUAGCAUCUUUUUCCCCACUGGGUUCCCACUUCACUUUCUAAGGCAUUUCUGUAAACCCAGACAAUUAAAUAAAGGGAUGUCCUGAUGCAUUAUGGGCUGAGUUGGUGCUGCCCAGUUUAUCCAAGCACCUGAACUGCAACUGGAAACCAGAACAUGUCACUGCAAGCCUGAGCUGGUGUUGAGGGAGAUGCAGUUGAGAUAAAAAGAAGCUUUUGUGAAUAAAUAAACAGCAUUUCACUGUCACAAGAAGCAGCAAAAUCCUAUCUGGCUAAGUUAGCUUCAAAUCCUGUAACAUUAUUAUUUCUUUAAGAAAUGCCUGUGUCAGAAUAAUUUGUGAUACAUCAGCGUGAGCCAAUUAACUUUUUAAUGAUUAAAGCUGAUUAUUUUCACUCCAAAAAGUAACUCAUAUGGAGCAAAUCAGACUUGCAGGUCUUCAGGAUGGAUCAAGAAACAACCCUCAGCCAAAUUCGUGCUGGAAGUCAGAGGCAAUGCAAAGCACUUGAAAAAUUUACAAUUGAUUUUUUUCUUAUAUCUCUUACCUUCACGUUUUACCCUGAUCCUGUCAGUAGUGUUGCUGAGGCUGCUAAAUAUUUCAUACAACCCUGUAUAAAUAUGUGAUUUGAAAUCAAUGGGGCUGAGAAAUUUCUAGCCCUGCCUCAAAAGCAAGCAGGCUUCCAUGGGGUGAUGUACAGUGUGUACAGGGAACAGCUACCCAGUUUGAACAGAUUUGGUAAAAAAAAAAAAGAUCCAUGUAUAGCAAAACCUGAAAAGAUAAAGCACAAUCACGAGCCUUCCUUUUAAAAAGCACGAGCACAAAUCCAGUGCCUCCAAUCUCUGCAAACACUUUGGUUUACUGUGUAUUUACCAAAUGGUAACAAAUGGCCAUUCUCUUGCCUCUUGGCUUCUCAGUAAGGAAAAAACCAUCCCAGGGAGGGUGCACGUGCUGUGAACCUGCUUUGCAGCUGCAGCUUGGAAGGGUUCCUCAGGGUUUGCCUCUGGAAGGGCCCUGUGCUGCUUUUCCAGUUAAAAAACCAAGGGACAUCUGUAAAAGGGCAAAGGCAACUUAAUUACAUUGGCUUUGAGCCAUUCUGGUGAACCCUGGCCUGACACCACGGCUGAGAUUUUAUCCCUCCCCAUCAUGCUCAUUCCUCAUUUCAGUUGAAUUUUUUCCUCAGGAAAAAUUCCAACUUACAGAAAGGACAGUUUGUUUCAUCCCAGUCGUGUCCACUGGAGAUUCCAUAAUGGAAUUUACCCCAGCAAAACAGUCAUUCUCCACCUCCCUCCCCUCCCAGUGCCCUCCUCACUUCCCCUCUGGCUGUUUCCCUCUGGGAUAACCUCAGGGUCUGCACACCCUUUGUUCAAGAGGAGUCUCCUCCUCCCAUUAUUUUUUACUUUAUAUGAGCUAUGAACUAUUAUUACACUGAAGCUCACCUGUUCUAUGAAGUUAUUCAAUAAUUACUCCCUUUCUUUCCACUGGGACUCUCUCUGGAGUGUUUGGCAGUGACCACUCAGCACAGAUUCAGUGGAAAUAAAUGGGACAAUCACUGAAUAACUUCAUAUAUCAGGAGUUCCCACUGCAGUGGUGGAAGGUAGUUUGGGUUAAGAAGAAGGGAACACUUUUAAACAGUGCUGCAGAAAAUAGAAUUGCUUGGUAUGAGCGAGUGACACGAGACUUUCCCAGCAUGUGUGUGACACUUUGCAUUAUCAGCCAAAGGGUCUCUCUCAGAUUUAUAAUUUCAUGGAGUUGAAGGCACUGAAUCCUUUAGUAUUGUGUUAUCUUAUUUUCUUAAGAAUUUUAUGUAUAAUUCCACAAACCAUAAAACCUAUAGAGAGUGUUUCUUAGUCUGAAAUUCAAUUUAAAUCAUUUCCUUAAUUACACUUUAUUUUCAAGAUACCAGAAUUUUCAGAGUUCCUUUUUGGUUUCUGUUCUACUUUUCACGUCUCUUCUUUUUGCCUCGGGAUGCCAAAACAGCUCAACUUUCUUUUGUCCCCUUGACUUUUUCAAAUUACCAUUUUUCCUUGCAGAUGAAAGCAUCAGACACCACAGCUGG
Molecule: messenger RNA, 5873 nt
Organism: Myiozetetes cayanensis
Lineage: Eukaryota; Metazoa; Chordata; Aves; Passeriformes; Tyrannidae
Gene: EFCC1
Product: EF-hand and coiled-coil domain containing 1
Exons: 9
Coding region: 1-1908 (635 amino acids)
Molecular function (GO): calcium ion binding
Source: RefSeq, a predicted model, not a curated record